CCGAAGUCCGGCAGAGGAAGGGCGGAAGUAGAGGGUACACUCCUGCGAUCAUGGCGCAGGAAGGAGAAGAUGUUAGAGAUUACAAUUUGACUGAGGAGCAGAAGGCGAUCAAGGCCAAGUAUCCUCCAGUCAAUCGGAAGUACGAAUAUUUGGAUCAUACAGCAGAUGUCCAGUUACAUGCAUGGGGAGAUACUCUGGAGGAAGCAUUUGAGCAGUGUGCAAUGGCCAUGUUUGGUUACAUGACAGAUACUGGGACUGUGGAGCCCCUCCAAACAAUAGAAGUAGAAACCCAAGGAGAUGACUUACAAUCUCUUCUGUUUCACUUUUUGGAUGAGUGGCUUUAUAAGUUCAGUGCUGAUGAAUUCUUCAUACCCCGGGAAGUGAAAGUACUUAAUAUUGAUCAAAGAAAUUUUAAAUUACGGUCAAUUGGGUGGGGAGAAGAAUUUUCAUUGUCCAAGCACCCUCAGGGAACGGAAGUCAAAGCAAUAACAUAUUCAGCAAUGCAGGUCUAUAAUGAAGAGAAGCCAGAAGUUUUUGUGAUAAUUGACAUUUAAGAUGCAAAAAAAUGAAAGAAAAGGAAGGACGGACAUACUCCUAUGAAGACCUUCUUUUUUUUUCAGAAAUCCUCCUUUUGAGAAGAUCAGUGAUUUGAUCUCUAUGGUGUCUUGAUAAAUGGACAUUGAUACAUCAGAAAGUUUUAACUUAAAAUGUGACUUUCAGAAAUGGGAAAAUCAGAGCAUACCCUUGGUCUGUGUUCUCUACAUAUUCAAAUUUUAAAGAAUUCUUCAGUGCUUGAGGGCAUUUAUGUUCUCUUUGUUAAUUCCCUGUUAUGUCAGCAAGUACCCCAGAUUCUUCUAAUGGAAUGAGAGUCUUCCAGCUUGGUCCCAGAAAGAAUCACUGGUAUAAGUAGCAGUUGGGAUGGAAUCUAAUUUGGAAAAAAGAAUAAUUUGAGAAAAUAACAUUUCUAUAACUAGAAUUAUGCUUUUCUUCUAAAUUUGUUAAGACACAUAUUCUGUAUGUAUGUAUCUAAGGCAUAUCAUGUCUUAUGUUGCUAUGGGACUUACCCUGUAUUCUAGUUGGUUUUAGAAAAGAACUGACCAGAAGAUUUCUAUA
Messenger RNA from Marmota flaviventris (yellow-bellied marmot), 1113 nucleotides. RefSeq names its product zinc finger and BTB domain containing 8 opposite strand (gene Tslig1). Gene Ontology annotation, biological process: tRNA splicing, via endonucleolytic cleavage and ligation. NCBI's taxonomy places the organism in Eukaryota, Metazoa, Chordata, Mammalia, Rodentia, Sciuridae. Gene Ontology annotation, cellular component: tRNA-splicing ligase complex. The record is from RefSeq and is a predicted model, not a curated record.